Molecule: messenger RNA, 623 nt
Organism: Drosophila sechellia
Lineage: Eukaryota; Metazoa; Arthropoda; Insecta; Diptera; Drosophilidae
Gene: VhaM9.7-a
Product: Vacuolar H[+] ATPase M9.7 subunit a
Exons: 2
Coding region: 96-353 (85 amino acids)
Biological process (GO): proton transmembrane transport
Cellular component (GO): plasma membrane proton-transporting V-type ATPase complex; proton-transporting V-type ATPase, V0 domain
Molecular function (GO): proton-transporting ATPase activity, rotational mechanism
Source: RefSeq, a predicted model, not a curated record
CGAUAACCACAGGUUAUGAAGAUGAAGAUAUCGAUGUGCGAUAACUAUUGAUUUUUCGUAUACAGCAGUUAGGAAAAACGAUUCAAAGCCGAAAAAUGGGUGCCGCUUUCUUUCCCGUGCUGUUUUUCACCGCCUUGUGGGGCGGUGUGGGCAUCGCCAUGCCCAUAAUGACACCCAAAGGACCUCACCAGAAUCUCAUCCGAUGCAUCCUGAUGCUAACCGCCGCGUGCUGCUGGCUCUUUUGGCUAUGUUGCUACAUGGCCCAAAUGAAUCCCUUGAUCGGGCCCAAACUGAAGCGCGAUGUGGUGGCCAUGAUUGGAAGGUCCUGGAACAACCCAAUUGUGGCUGGUUAGGAAAAUAGAAUGACUGCUAACUAAAUUAUUCCGCAAUAAUCUCCAAUUUAGCUGUUUGUAUUACGUUGUAAAUAAGAAGUGAAAAUAUCAUAAUAAUGUGUUCUGUUAAAAUAUCAGGUAUCCAAUAAUAUAUUCACUGUUUAGAUUGCGUUGUACAUCAACUAGUACAUCUGCAGAAAAUAAUUAUUGUUUCAAACCAAAUAUUCUUUCUACCAAAAUAAAUUGUAAAAAUGAGAAUUUGAAAAGGUCUAAUAAAUUGAAUAAUUUAAA